AUGGCCGGCUUUGUUAAUGAUCGCGAUUUUGAAUUAGUUCGCCGAUCAUCACUUGAUACCGUCCACCAACUCACUCGAUUGUUCGCGCUCUUGAAUUCUAACACCUGCUAUCCACCCUCAAAAUACAAGAAUCGCUUGCUAAUCUCCACUCCUGCAGCGGUGAACUCUUCAACCGUGCACUUGUCCUCUCAACAAAAUGGCUCGUACUCAAUCCUCAUCGCAGCCCGGGCUCUUGCAUCAAGACUUGUGCCUCAAAUUAAGUCUCGAAUCGCAGCCCCAGUACCUUAUCAAAGCGUGACGAACAACACCAACAAAGCAGCAACCGCAUUGAAUUCAAAGGCCAUCAGAUUAGCUACACCGAGACCCGUCGAAGCGUCUCUCCUCAUGCUUCAACCCGUCGAAGCGUCUCUCCUCAUGCUUCAAGUCCAACUCAAACUUCCAGCCAAAAACAGCGACCAACAAGAUCUCUAA
Messenger RNA from Puccinia graminis f. sp. tritici CRL 75-36-700-3, 471 nucleotides. RefSeq lists its product as uncharacterized. The record is from RefSeq and is a predicted model, not a curated record. The transcript has 2 exons. The coding region runs from base 1 to 471 and encodes 156 amino acids. NCBI's taxonomy places the organism in Eukaryota, Fungi, Basidiomycota, Pucciniomycetes, Pucciniales, Pucciniaceae.